AUGAAAACUAACCGCCUUAUUACUAGUAUUAUCCUCUCCCUCUUUUUGGUUGGUGCAGUGCCUGUCUCAGCCACCGGGCGGCGGAUGACUCUAAUUCUUCCAUUGAACUUGGAUGUGGACGACCCGGCGGUGAUUGAGAUGGCCAAAUUUGCAAUCGCGGAGCAUAACAAGAGAUCUAAUGGGAAGAAUUUGAAGCUCGCUUACAUCCUCAGUUGCACGGGAUUCGCAUACGCAAUCUACUCUCUGGAGUUGUUGGCCAACGAUGGAGCCAUCACUAACAAGUACUUGGCUCGAUUGCUUCAGACCACGCCUAUGUACGAGCUACAAAGCUUUGAACUUGCACCAUUUCUUUCUUGA
Arachis stenosperma is the source of this 357-nucleotide messenger RNA. Its product is annotated as cysteine proteinase inhibitor 5-like. Gene Ontology annotation, molecular function: cysteine-type endopeptidase inhibitor activity. The coding region runs from base 1 to 357 and encodes 118 amino acids. The transcript has a single exon. NCBI's taxonomy places the organism in Eukaryota, Viridiplantae, Streptophyta, Magnoliopsida, Fabales, Fabaceae. The record is from RefSeq and is a predicted model, not a curated record.